Molecule: messenger RNA, 636 nt
Organism: Miscanthus lutarioriparius
Lineage: Eukaryota; Viridiplantae; Streptophyta; Magnoliopsida; Poales; Poaceae
Source: the annotation of a GenBank genome assembly
AUGCAGAUAGAGGGUGGUUCUGAAGGUGUAAUAGUUGGUGGAACAACAGGAGAGGGUCACCUAAUGAGCUGGGAUGAACACAUUAUGCUUAUUGGGCACACUGUUAACUGCUUUGGCACUAGAAUUAAAGUGAUAGGCAACACAGGAAGUAAUUCUACCAGAGAGGCUGUUCACGCAACAGAGCAGGGAUUUGCUGUUGGCAUGCAUGCAGCUCUCCACAUCAAUCCUUACUAUGGGAAGACCUCAACUGAAGGAUUGAUCUCUCAUUUUGAGGCUGUUCUGCCGAUGGGUCCAACUAUCAUUUACAAUGUGCCAUCCAGGAGUGGCCAGGAUAUUCCUCCCCAAGUUAUUGAGGCACUUUCAGGAUAUUCAAACCUGGCAGGAGUGAAAGAAUGUGUCGGACAUGAGAGGGUCAAGUGCUACACUGACAAGCCGAAUCCCAUCGCACUCAACACUGCUCUGGCUCAGCUUGGGGUGGCAAGGCCUGUUUUCAGAUUGCCGUAUGUUCCUCUUCCUCUUGAGAAGAGGAUUGAGUUUGUCCGGAUUGUUGAAGCUAUUGGACGGGGAAACUUUGUGGGACACAAAGAGGCUCGUGUUCUCGACGAUGAUGAUUUUGUUUUGAUCAGUAGGUAUUAG